Messenger RNA from Striga hermonthica, 981 nucleotides. The record is from the annotation of a GenBank genome assembly. Lineage: Eukaryota; Viridiplantae; Streptophyta; Magnoliopsida; Lamiales; Orobanchaceae.
AUGGGCCAUGGGGCAUGGUAUCCUACGAGUGGUGGACUUGGAUCGAUUGUGACGAUGGUACAGACUGAAGAUGAAUUCUGGAUGGGAAACGGAAAAUUGGCCGGAAAUUGGUGGCCGUGGACAUGGAGCCUCACAGUAGUGCUCCUCAUAUUCACCUUCCGUUUGCUCACGUUUCGCUUCCGCUUUUCUCGCCGGAGGCCGACCGUCUCAAUUCCUGUCGAACCUAAACCAGACGGUGGUCUUCCCUCUCCCCGAGGCCCAGGGGUUAUAUCGGAUUUGGAUUUGAAGAAUCUCAUCAAUGAACUCGACGAGAAGUCGCCGGAAAACGGUGUGGUCUGGUUGCCAUUUGCUGACAAGCUCAACCUCUUACUGUUCUCGAAUCAGCUCUUUGAAACCAGUAGAAGGGCGAGGCAGAUUACGUGCUCAGGGAACCCCCUCUCCUCUCUUCUUCUCUUCAUGUAUGAAAACGUCGCGGACAAGAGUAACAACAAUCUGAUAUCAUAUAAGGCCAAGUGCUGCAAACCUAAGGAUGGGCCGUUGAAGUACCUGAGCGUGACUGUCUUUGAGGAAUGCUCGGUUGAGCAGCUGUUGCAGAUGGAUGGUGACUCCGGCACUGAAUUUGGCCGGAUGAUUAAGAAGUUUCCGUUGUUAACACCCAGAGAUUACGUAUUGGCAUGGAGAAUCUGGCAGGGAGUUGAUGGAUCCUUCUACUGCUUUUGUAAGGAAUGCGGCCAUCCUUUGGCUCCACAUGAGAAGCGUUACGUAAGAGUAGCUUUGUUCAGAUCUGGUUGGAGAAUCAGAAAAGUUCCUGGUAGAAAUGCUUGUGAGAUCAAAAUGGUGCACCAAGAAGAUGCUGGUCUGAAUGUAGAAAUGGCAAAAGUGGCCUUCGCAAAAGGAAUAUGGAAUUACGUGCGCAAGAUGGAUGAUGCCCUCCGUAAAUACUCUGCUGGAAGGCAGCAUCUACUGGAAUAUAAACUCUGA